Daldinia vernicosa is the source of this 1849-nucleotide messenger RNA. RefSeq lists its product as uncharacterized. The transcript has a single exon. NCBI's taxonomy places the organism in Eukaryota, Fungi, Ascomycota, Sordariomycetes, Xylariales, Hypoxylaceae. The record is from RefSeq and is a predicted model, not a curated record. Bases 492 to 1397 code for a protein of 301 amino acids.
UUGAUGAAUUCGUCAGGUACUACUAGUGUACAUCAGGCAGGAGCCAUGCCCUGAUUGUGCUUUUGUUCCUUGUUGUUUUCUGCUGCCCCCCUUGUCUUUCGCCGUGGCCUCCACGAGAGGUCUUUUUCUUCUCCCCUGCUAGAUAAAUAAAGUCCCCUUACAUUCCUUUCAACUCGACAACUUCUGUUUCUCCAGCUUCUCCACGAAAUCAUAUAUCAUUCAUUAUUUUCCAGGAGCAGUGCUCACUGUAUACAUUCAUUCCCUAUACAGCUGCUUCUUAACACUCAUUCUCGAAGGAAGAGAUCCAGAAACAGUCCUGCCCAAUCAUUACCUACAAAAUUUACUAGAAUUCAAGGAUAAGAAGUUCUUUGUCGAGCAAACUUGACAAAUUUUUUGAAUAUAUAUCCUUCCGGCUGGAUCCCCUGGUUUACAUCGAAAAACCUCGAUACUAUCUUUCUGAGUACAUAUCGGAGUAGCCAACAUUAUCCAAUAUGAAGUCUACAACUAUCGCCGCUGCCAUUUUGGCCUCAGUUGCCAUUGCCCAGCCUCAUGGCCACAACCGUCACCGCCAUAACAAGCGAGAACUCGUUACCGAGUGGGAGACCGUCUGGGAAACUGCCACCGUCAUAAUUGAUGACGAUUCAACUCAGACAAUUCCUCCUUCGCCUCAGGAGACAAGCACAGGCACUCCCAUCCAGUUCUAUGAGACGUCUUCCACUAGCUCUAGCAGUGUUGCCGAGACCCCCACAGUCGAGACCCCUACAGUCGUCGAGACUCCCACAGUUGAGAGCUCCAAGGUUGAGCCCUCGACACCAACUACCAUUAUCAGCAUUGCCCAAUCUACUUACCAGGCAACGUCUGCUCCAGCCCCUACAAGCACGUAUGAGGCGGCUCCUUCUCCUACAACCCCUACAAGCACAUAUGAGGCGGCUCCUUCUCAGCAGACUACGGAAACUCCCGCCGCAUCCUCAACUAGUACGUACGUCGCUGCGCCUCCGGCAUCUUCAAGCAGCUCCGGUGGUAGCACAGGCAGCGACGGAAUUCCGUAUGGCAAGACGUUUGACGGCCAAAUUACGUAUUAUAAUGCAGCAUUAGGCGCCUGUGGCUACGAAGACGAAGGAAAGGAUGACACCGAAAACAUUGUCGCUAUUCCCAAAGAGUUUUGGGACAGCAUCAGCACAGCUACCAGCUACGGUAUCGACCAGCCGGCGCACCCGCUCUGUGACAAGACCAUCACAAUCAGUACUUCCGACGGCAAGACAACCAAGGCUACGAUUCGUGACCGCUGCGACGGCUGUGUUAACCUUGCCAUCGAUGUCACCCCCCACACCUUCCUUGACCUGUUCGACUCCCUGGACGGCGGUCGUCUUGACUGCAGCUGGACUAUUGACGAGUAAAUAUGGAACACUCGUUUACGCAUUUUCCGGCCCUUGUCUGCCGGGCCCGGGGAGAUAACGCGGGCAUCAGCCAAAUCAGCUUUUCUGUUUGGGGUCCUCGCGCAGCGAAGAGCACAGGGAUAAGUUUCUUGACGACUAACGGGCACUAUAUGGCCUUGAUGAUAUUCUUUUCUGAGAUUGUGGCGUCUUUUUCGACGCUGUCAACAAUUAUUAUACCAAGGGGAAAAGGCUUUGGGCGCUCGUUACAGCACAACCAGGAUCGGUUGGCAGGUGUCAGCAACAGCUUGAGGAGUUAUACCCGUUUUGGUACCUUCUUUUUUAAAGUUCUGAUCCAUCUUAAGGACGGAAGCUUGGGAUCGGAUUACAGACUUUGAUUCUUCUGUACAUAUUUACAGAUUUGGGUAGAAAUGAUCUGAUAUGAUCAGGAAUGGAAAAGGAUUUACCAAUCUAAA